AAAGCCUCUCUGCCUCCCUGCUGGCCAGGAGUGUCUGUUUUUUUUAAUAACUGUGCUGGGUGCUUUCCCUCCUCCCCCUCGCUCUGCUGUGUGAAGAGCUGGGGUAGGUUGGCGCCAUUCAAUGUGAGGAAGGGGAGCUGUAACAUUGUGUCACUGAAUAGAUACCCAGCUUGGCGAGGUCUGCCAUGCCUAGCAAGCGGAACUCAAAGGAGGACUCACACUCUGACCAGUGGGUGAUGUUGGUACAAGAGUCUGCUAUUGAUGUAGCAGACAAGGCCAACUGUGGACCUGUUUUUACGAGACUACGUAAUCCCAAAACAGGCACUGCUGCUUUGUACUUUUUUAAUAGUGGUGCUAGUCAAGUGUAUGAAGUGAAAGCUUUUGAUGAAGAGUGUCGUUCAUGGUUUAUUGGUCAGUCUGUUCAGCAAGAUGGAAGGCUUCUGUUUGUUACUCCCCUGGAUCCAUUGUUUUUGAUACUUCCAUACUUUAUACAGGCCAAUGAGAAGCAAGGAAAAUUUCAGCCUGUGGAUCAGGUAAUAAAGGAUGAAGAUUUUCCCCGGUGCAGCAGCAUAUUGAAUUGUGCAAAGGUUUUGCAAUCGCUCCACCACAUCACUGAUGAAAAAGAAAUUUGUAAUCAGAAGUUUUAUAAAUACAAUCAAGAGAAAGCACUUGGGUGGCUAAGGAAAAAGGCUGAGCAGACUGUCAAAGCACUGAAGAACACUGGUCUUUCUGUUGGUGGAGGUGUGCAGUCCAGUAUGCUGAUUAGAAAUAAAGCAGUUACAGAAGUGACUGAAGAGGACUACUUACGCUAUGCUCAUGGUUUGCUGUCAGAUUAUAUUCCUGCAGAUCUAAGUGUGGAGCUACUUAAUUCCUUGGAAUUGCCAGCUGUUUCAACAAAAACCGCAGUGGGUGAGCCACCAUCAAAGAAAAGGAAACUAUCAGACAAACCAGUGGAGGCUGAAGAGGACUAUACCAAGUUCAACUCUGAUUCAAAGGAGAAAAAGCCCUCCAAAAUGACAGCUGCACAAAAAUCUUUGGCAAAGGUUGACAAGAGUGGAAUGAAAAAUAUAUCGACUUUCUUUGCGUCAAAGAACAAAGCAGCAACAAAGUCGACAUAAUGUUUUGGUGAAUUCUUC
Molecule: messenger RNA, 1136 nt
Organism: Stegostoma tigrinum
Lineage: Eukaryota; Metazoa; Chordata; Chondrichthyes; Orectolobiformes; Stegostomatidae
Gene: rnaseh2b
Product: ribonuclease H2, subunit B
Exons: 11
Coding region: 186-1118 (310 amino acids)
Biological process (GO): RNA catabolic process; ribonucleotide metabolic process
Cellular component (GO): nucleoplasm; ribonuclease H2 complex
Source: RefSeq, a predicted model, not a curated record